Prinia subflava (tawny-flanked prinia) is the source of this 912-nucleotide messenger RNA. RefSeq names its product acrosin-like. The record is from RefSeq and is a predicted model, not a curated record. The coding region runs from base 1 to 912 and encodes 303 amino acids. NCBI's taxonomy places the organism in Eukaryota, Metazoa, Chordata, Aves, Passeriformes, Cisticolidae. Gene Ontology annotation, molecular function: serine-type endopeptidase activity. The transcript has 5 exons. Gene Ontology annotation, biological process: acrosome reaction; proteolysis.
AUGAAUCGGCUCGGCCUCCUCGUCCUGCUGACCGUGGCUGGACUGGCACUCGGGACAUGGGACAACUGCGGAGGGACCUGCGGACUCCGAGCUCCACUACCUGCCUACCACCCCAUGCCUUACUACUACGGCAACGUGGCUUAUGACUAUGACAUGACACGCGUCGUGGGUGGUGUAGGUGCUGUGGAAGCAUCCUGGCCCUGGAUUGUCAGCAUCCAGCAUCCCGGAACAAGACUGGUUCAUUGGUGUGGAGGGUCUCUCAUCAGUGCAGAGUGGGUCCUCACAGCAGCCCACUGCUUCGACAAGUUUGAGAAUGUCAGCAUGAUGUACGUGGUGAUUGGAGCCACCCAGUUGAGUCAGCCAGGCCCUGGGGCCGUAGUGCGCAAUAUCAAGCAGGUGUUGAUGCACCACUACUACAAGCAAAUCGACUACAGCUACGAUAUUGCCCUGCUGCAAUUGGACCAUCCUAUCCAGUGCAGCCCCUACAUCCAGAUAGCCUGUGUGGCUGACCCCACCCUAAUUGUCUCAGAGUUCGACAACUGCUGGGUGGCUGGCUGGGGUGCCACCACUGCAAGAUCUCAAGAUUCAAGUGAUCGCCUGCAGGAGGCCAAGGUCCAGUUCAUCGAUCUCCAGCUCUGCAACAGCAGUAGCUGGUAUGCAGGGGAAAUCCACCCGUACAACAUUUGUGCUGGUUACCCACAGGGCACCAUCGACACCUGCCAGGGUGACAGCGGUGGUCCUCUCAUGUGCCAGGAUAAGAAAGCUGACUACUGGUGGGUUGUCGGAUUAACCAGCUUUGGAAAAGGCUGCGCCAGACCGAACUACCCUGGAGUCUACACCUCCACUCAGCACUUCUAUGACUGGAUUUAUUACAACAUGCAUACACACUACGCAGCUGAAAGUGCUUCCUGA